Bipolaris zeicola 26-R-13 is the source of this 1188-nucleotide messenger RNA. RefSeq lists its product as uncharacterized. Gene Ontology annotation, biological process: fungal-type cell wall organization. NCBI's taxonomy places the organism in Eukaryota, Fungi, Ascomycota, Dothideomycetes, Pleosporales, Pleosporaceae. Bases 1 to 1188 code for a protein of 395 amino acids. The transcript is spliced from 3 exons. Gene Ontology annotation, cellular component: plasma membrane; fungal-type cell wall. The record is from RefSeq and is a predicted model, not a curated record.
AUGCCUUCCAUGCUCAAGAUCGCUGCUCCGGCCCUCGUCGCCGCCAGCACUGCCUACGCCGCCUGCAGCGUUUCCGCAACCACCACCAUCCAGAAUGCCGGCGAUGCCACUGCUCUGGCCAGCUGCUCGACCUUCUCGGGUAACAUCGCCAUUGCUACCGGCACCACCGAGGACAUUGCCAUCAAUGGCGUCAAGAAGAUCACCGGUAACCUGAUCGCAAAGGACAACUCCGACAUGAAGCAGAUCAGCGCUAGCGACCUCGAGACUCUUGACGGAACCAUGGACCUCGAGGGUCUCACCUCACUCUACGCCUUGAACUUCCCCAAGCUCAAGACCAUCGACUCCAUCCAGUGGCAGGCGCUCCCCAACCUCCAGGAGAUCGGCUUCACCUCCGAGGUCACCAAGGCCGACAAGAUCGAUAUCCAGAACACUGCUCUCCGCUCGCUCAAGGGUAUCAACAUUGAGGAGGCUGACGAGAUCUUCAUUGCUAACAACGGCUACAUUGACUCCAUCUCCAUGCAGCUUGGUAACGUCUCCACCUCGCUGACCCUUGCCGACAACAACGAGGCCGUCAAGGUCGAGCUUCCCAACCUCAUCUGGGCUAGCAACCUGACCUUCCGCUUCUGCGGUUCCGUCUCCGUCCCCUCCCUCGAGACCCUCAAUGGAUCUCUCGGUCUCUACAACAACGGUUUCGAGACCUUCUCUGCCCCCAACCUGACUAGCGUUGGUGAGGCCGUUGCUGUUGUCGCCAACGAGCAGCUCAACAACAUCUCUUUCCCUCUCCUUACCAAGAUCAAUGGUAACAUCCAGAUUGCCAACAACUCCAAGCUCGUUGAGGUUGACGGCCUUCCUCAGCUCAAGAGCAUCGGUGGUGCUUUUGACAUGAGCGGUAACUUCAGCAAGGUCUCCACUCCCAAGCUCGACAGCGUCAAGGGUGCCUUCAACCUUCAGUCAUCUGCUCAGCUCAACGACACCUGCGAUUUCUACAAGGACCUCCACUCCCAGAAGCUCAUCCAGAGCAAGGACUACACCUGCGAGGGAACUCUCAUCGACCCCGGCCAGCAAGGACACGACCCCACCAAGCAGAGCGGAACCGGAAGCAGCGGCCAGAAGGGUGCUGCCACCUCGCUCAGCCCUGUCAACGGCGCUCUUGGCCUCGCAGCCAUGGUCGCUGUUCUCUUCUUUUAA